CAGACCGUUCGGGUUCGGGUUAUUAUUUUGCCCAGGCCAUGUUUCUUCUUGGUGUUAGAGACGAACGACACGAUUGUUCGUUCGUACGUCAGGAGUCGCCCGGUAACUGAAAAAAAAAAAAAAAAAGAGAAAGGAGAAGCUUUUCUGGAAGAUCAAAGAACGCCAAAUCAGAAUUGUGAUUCAAAAUUUUAGGAGUCUUUUAAGUUUUUGCAUCACAAUCUAAUUUCGUGUUACUUCGAUCUGGGUUCGUCCAAGGUAUGCCAAAUCGGCGCAAAUUUAUCAACCUUUUGAUCUUUUAUAAUCAAUCUUUUGUUUCAGGAAUUGUCAUAUGAGAUUUUACUAUGAAUCGCUCAGCGCAAACUUUAGUGUUAAUAAUAGGUAACGUUGCUAAUUUUUUUUUGUUUUCAUAAUCUAAUUCUCGUCAAAUGAAUAAAAAUAAUUUGCUAGUGGGGAAUGAUCAAUUCAUUUAUAGAGGAUUUGUUAGCAGGAAAACUGAAGUAUAUAAUAAGAGUAAUCAAGUAUGUUUGCUUAGCUAAAAUUAUGUAAGCAGUUUUGUGUCUUGCUGGGGUUUUGGCCAAUUCUUUUUAAAAAGAGCUCAUUAGUAUUGUUGUUCUAUAUAUAAACUAUUUUAAAGCUUCUUUUUGGAGGUCAUUUCUUAUCUUGACCCCUCUUAGAGAUAUUUAUUAUUGUUGUUGUCCUUUGAACCGUCCUUUGCUUAUUCUUUUGUCAAUCGUUCGCUAUCUUGUUGGUAUCAUCAAGGUUUUUUAUCACCUGCUCCUUUGGAAUUUACUUCUUUGUAUUGGUGUUUUUUUGAAGAUCCUAGAGAAACUUAAAAUAGGUUUCCUGACGUCACUAGUUUCUCUCUCUCUCUCUCUCUCUCUCUCUCUCUCUCUCUCUCUCUCUCUGAUAUCACAAUGCCAGUAGUUGCAUGUUGUUCCCCCUCACAUUGCGUUUUAGAGGCCGAUGACAAAAAUUUAAUUGUGAAUGCAUAGGUUGUGACAAAAAGGGAUUUUGUUUUCAACACCUUAUUUAAAAGCUGAUUUCAGAAUGAGAUUUAUAUCUUUGGUAUAAAAUUUUGGAUGGUAGUUCUCGGAUUCUGUUCUACUGGUGCAGCAGUUGGUACACUAUGUCAUCCGCUGCUACUAUUUAAGUUCCUAUGAUUCUCAAACUCAUUCUCUCUCUGUCUCAACGGUCAUAGUGUUUAGUCUUUACCUUCUAAAUUACUUAAGAAAUGGCAGCGAAUGAUGUCCCUUGCUGUGAAACUAUGUUCUGGGUGUAUCUACUCGUAUGUGUUGUUCUAGUGGCUUUUGCAGGUUUAAUGUCAGGAUUGACUCUUGGGCUCAUGUCCCUUAGUCUUGUCGAGCUCGAGGUCAUGAUCAAAGCUGGUGAACCCCAUGAGCGCAAAAACGCUGAAAAGAUUCUGCCACUCGUUAAAAACCAGCACCUUCUCUUGUGUACUCUCCUCAUAGGCAAUGCUUUGGCUAUGGAGGCUCUACCGGUCUUUGUCGAUUCCCUACUUCCAGCUUGGGGUGCUGUCCUGAUAUCUGUGACUCUCAUACUUGCAUUUGGCGAGAUUAUACCUCAAGCUGUAUGCUCUCGGUACGGACUGAGCAUCGGGGCAAAGCUAUCGAUUUUGGUUCGGUUGAUUAUCAUAAUCUUCUUUCCAUUAUCUUAUCCAAUCAGCAAGCUACUCGAUUUGCUGCUUGGAAAAAGACAUUCUACACUUUUAGGACGAGCAGAGCUCAAAUCACUUGUCUAUAUGCACGGAAACGAGGCUGGAAAAGGUGGGGAACUGACUCACGAUGAAACAACAAUCAUAUCAGGAGCUCUGGACAUGUCUCAGAAGAGUGCUAAAGACGCAAUGACACCGGUCUCUGAGAUAUUCUCACUCGACAUAAAUUCUAGGCUAGAUGAAAAGACAAUGGGAUUAAUAGCAAGUGAAGGCCAUAGCCGAAUCCCAAUUUACUCUGUGAAUAGUAGUGUUAUCAUCGGAUAUAUUCUGGUCAAGAACUUGAUCAAAGUCCGUCCUGAAGACGAGACACAGAUCAGAGAUCUCCCUAUCAGAAGAAUGCCCAGGGUCAAUUCGAAUCUACCUUUAUACGACAUCCUCAACAUCUUCCAAACGGGUCGAAGCCACAUGGCUGCUGUUGUUGGGACCAAGAACUAUACUAAUACUAACACUCCUGUCCAUGACAAGAGCAUCAAUGGAACGCCUAAUAAAGAUGCCAACGUUGUUCCUGUGAUGAACUCCAGCGAAACUAAUUGUCAAAGUCCAGUCCAAUACAUUGACAAUAUUGCUGAUGGUAAUGAAGAAGUCAUUGGGAUUAUAACUCUGGAAGAUGUUAUGGAGGAACUAAUACAGGAAGAAAUAUAUGAUGAGACAGACCAAUACAUCGAACUUCAUAAGAGGAUAACAAUAAACAUGCCAAUAUCGGGAAAUUCGCCGGAAAAUGCCACUUGGGCUUCGGAGCUGGCAUCUCCGGUCUCUCCCUAUCGCUCAAGUCCUCUGUCUCCGAGCAUCAUGAUCUCUAAGCUGCUCCGGUCACCAAUAAAUUCACCUUACCGUCAGUCUCCGAUUCUCCGGCCAGCACUACACGCUUCUCCACCGUCACAACCUCCUCCCGUGCUCUCUCCGCACAGUAAUGAGCGUUAUUACUAUUUGUCACCUGGUGUCAAGGAAAUCAUAUGAAAAGCUAUAAAUUGAAGAAAAAUGAAUUUAUAAUGUUAUGACGACUCAUUCCAUGUUCUUAAAAAAAAUCAGAACAUGCGGUAUUAUAUUCAUGAAAAGAAGAAAAAGAAAUAAAGAAGGAUAAAAUAGUAUGAAAAUGUGUGGUUA
This is a messenger RNA of Camelina sativa (false flax), 2836 nucleotides long. RefSeq names its product DUF21 domain-containing protein At5g52790. The record is from RefSeq and is a predicted model, not a curated record. Lineage: Eukaryota; Viridiplantae; Streptophyta; Magnoliopsida; Brassicales; Brassicaceae. Gene Ontology annotation, biological process: magnesium ion homeostasis; intracellular manganese ion homeostasis. Gene Ontology annotation, cellular component: cytoplasm.